UUGGCUGCAACACGCCGGCAAGCUGCAGUCUGUUGGGAAACACAGAGAGAGGAGUUUCUGGAAGCUACGUGGGUGAGGAGUUGAGUGGUCAGGAUUUGGGGGGACUAACAAUGGACACUCAGAAGGACGUUCAACCUCCAAAGCAGCAGCCAAUGAUAUAUAUCUGUGGAGAAUGUCACACAGAAAAUGAAAUAAAAUCCAGGGAUCCAAUCAGAUGCAGAGAAUGUGGAUACAGAAUAAUGUACAAGAAAAGGACUAAAAGAUUGGUGGUUUUUGAUGCUCGAUGAAACAGAAUUUGGAGAAAUGUCUUUGUUUGCAUUUGGAUUUGUUGUUUAUGUAUAGCAUUCAAGUAGUAUACUUAUCUUUAUGAAUACAACUAUAUACAUAUGAUUUCAUUUUAAAGCCCAUAUUGUAUUUAGGUAUCUGUUAAUAGUUUAUGUAAGGAAAUGAUUUCUUGUUCCAUUGUUUGUAAUUUAAUUUUACUGUUUAUGUCAACCGAUACAACAAAGGGUAAAAGUGCACCCAAACCACACUUUUAAUCAAACCUCAGAAUCAUUGAAGCCCUAGUUAAAAAUAAACUUUUAUACCAUCAA
Molecule: messenger RNA, 593 nt
Organism: Artibeus jamaicensis (Jamaican fruit-eating bat)
Lineage: Eukaryota; Metazoa; Chordata; Mammalia; Chiroptera; Phyllostomidae
Gene: POLR2K
Product: RNA polymerase II, I and III subunit K
Exons: 4
Coding region: 111-287 (58 amino acids)
Biological process (GO): DNA-templated transcription
Cellular component (GO): RNA polymerase I complex; RNA polymerase III complex; RNA polymerase II, core complex
Molecular function (GO): zinc ion binding; DNA-directed RNA polymerase activity; DNA binding
Source: RefSeq, a predicted model, not a curated record